CAGUCUGAAAGUAGCUGCUCUCGUACCGGUUUCGUUUGCUAUUUCGACUAGCUCAGCACUUAGCACCAGAUUCUUCCGAUCGCUGUUCAGCGCAAUCUAGUCUCGCUAGCGGCAUUUGACGGGCGGAUUUGCAACUCGAACAAGUUUAAAAUUUGACUGUUUAAUCAGACAGAGUUGUGUCGCUACAACAAGAUCGAAAUUCCCCCAAAAAAAUUAUUUGAAAAGGGCUAAAAAGGAGGGAGAAGUCCUUCGCGACCUGGGCACCAUAAACACACUGUGCGUGACUCCAGAGCUUUAUUGAUUAGGUGUCUGUACGUUCUGCGCGAAGUGAGACACUCCCGCGUUCGGUCCCUUCUUCAAAGUUCUAGACGCCGUCUGCUCGCCUUCACUAGCUCUUGUUCACGUGUACUUACGAAAAGACGGAAACAAAAAAUAAAUUUGCGUAAUUCCGUAGUUCUACUCAGUUGAUAGGCAUAUUCCUAAUUCCACUAUGGGGAUGGGAGAUAAGGGAUUGAACGGAAGAUUGGCGUUUGCCAUUGCGGCUGCAGCCUUGGGAUCUGCCUUUCAACAUGGUUACAAUAUUGGCGUCGUCAAUUCACCUGGAGAGCUUAUCCGAACAUGGAUCAACGAUUCACAUUAUAACCGAACAGGCGAAGCGUUGUCGUCACCAGCAGUCACUCUUAUUUGGUCAUGGGCAGUGUCAGUUUUCUGCAUCGGUGGUAUUAUUGGAGGAUCUUUAACCGGAAUUUUGGCUGAACGCAUGGGCAGGAAAGGGGCUCUACUCUUCAACAAUGUAUUUGCCAUCAUUGGAGGUUUACUGGAGGCUUUCACUAAAACCGCUAAUUCUUACGAAAUGCUCAUUGCCGGAAGAUUAUUCAUCGGAAUCAAUUGCGGCUUGAACGGUGGCUUAGCACCUAUGUAUCUGUCUGAGAUCUCGCCCGUCCACCUGCGUGGCGCUGUUGGUACCGUAUAUCAAUUAGUAGUCACUAUCUCGAUUCUAGUGUCACAAAUUUUGGGUAUGGAAUCAUUGCUUGGCACACCCACUCUGUGGCCCAUUCUGCUUGGUUUGACCAUCGUCCCGGCCGCUUAUCAACUAAUUGCUUUGCCAUUCUGCCCGGAGUCGCCCAAAUACACGCUGCUGAAUAAAGGAAAAGAGAUCGAGUCCCAACGAGCUUUGACCUGGCUGCGAGGGACUUUGGAGGUACAUGAUGAGAUGGACGAAAUGCGCGCUGAAUUCGAAGCAAUGAAACUGGUUCCCAAAACUACUUUAAAGGAGAUGUUAACGAAUCCUUCUUUGCGCGCUCCAAUGAAUAUCGCCGUUAUGAUGAUGUUGGCACAGCAACUCUCUGGAAUCAAUGCCGUGAUGUACUUUUCUACGGACAUUUUCAUGUCUGCCGGUUUGACUGCUGAAACUUCGCAAUAUGCCACUCUGGGUAUGGGAGGCAUGAACGUGCUGAUGACUGUCGUUUCUCUAGCCAUUAUCGAAAAAGCUGGUCGCAAAACGUUGAUGCUGAUUGGUCUGGUUGGCAUGAUGUUUGAUGUCAUUCUUCUAACUGUCUGUUUGGCGCUUAAGGAUGUGGCGGCAUGGUUGGCAUACUUCAGCAUCGUCUUGAUUAUUGUCUACGUCGUGUUCUUCGCUACCGGUCCUGGCUCCAUUCCUUGGUUCCUCGUUACGGAACUGUUUAAUUCUUCUGCUCGUCCUAUGGCAACCGCUAUCGCCGUAACCGUCAACUGGGUCGCCAAUUUCAUCGUCGGCCUUGGAUUUCUUCCUAUUCAGGAAUUGUUAGGUCCAUACGUUUUCAUCAUUUUUGCGGUCUUCCUGGCUUUCUUUAGCUGGUUUACCUGGAAGAAAGUGCCGGAAACUAAGAACAAAACUAUCGAAGAAAUUAGCGCCAUGUUUCGCCAACAGUCCUAUUAGAAGCUUGAAAUCAACAGCGUGUAUACCAUAUCCGGGAAGACGGAAGCGUUUGAGAACCAGCGACGCUGUUGCUGUUAACUACACACCAACAAAAAGCAUAUAAAAAAAUCAGAUUGUAUAAAAGGAAAACUUCACUGGACUGUUAAACUACGUUUGUUUGUCAAGUUCUUCGUCCGUCUAUUUAGUGAAUGUUGUCCACUGGAUUUUAUUCUAAAUUUUUAUAAUAACAAAUCCAAAGUCGCAGGCAUAAAACACGCAUUCUGGUUCAACCUCAAUGUCCCCUCCCAGUGACCUAAACAACGCAUCGUAACACAUAGCUCCAAAUCUGGUUUCGAAUAUAGGCAGCGAGCUAGACAUUUUGAAUUUGCUAUUGUAGUUACACGAAUCCCAAAGAUUUUAUUGUUAUUCCUCCCUCCCCCCUUCUUUCUUUAGAUUCUUUAUUGUGUAAUUUAUAUUGGUAGUAUCAGCUCCCUUCGAAUGCAUUGCAUUUUUAUUUUAAUUUUAUUUUUUAUGUUUUAUAUUUUUAUUUUUAUUUUAUUAUUUAGAAGGAGCAUAAUAGCAUUAAAACUAAUAGUCGCGUUCUGGGUUCAAUGACGAUUCGAAUGCAGGACCUGUUCUAGAUAACUUUAUAUAUUUUUUUUUUUUCUUCUUGUGAAUUUACAAUUUCCAUCAUAUUUUUGUAUAUCUAGGUAGGCUAGUCGUAAGACGUAGUCGAGUUAUUCAACAUACUGUCGACGUUUGACGUAUGUAUGAUUAAUCGUCUCAAACUGAUUUUAAACAAAUUAAUGGGUGAAACAUAUGAAUGGUACGAUACACGUUUCUUUCCCGAUUAUACUGGUUGCAUUUUGUAGUGUACUGUAAUCCAUAGACACGAAAUGAUCAGUGUAAGUGUUUACUUUUGUGUUCAAAAACGUGUUUCGGGAUGGAUGAUAUACACGGUAUCGAGUUA
Molecule: messenger RNA, 2867 nt
Organism: Daphnia magna
Lineage: Eukaryota; Metazoa; Arthropoda; Branchiopoda; Diplostraca; Daphniidae
Product: solute carrier family 2, facilitated glucose transporter member 1
Exons: 9
Coding region: 491-1918 (475 amino acids)
Biological process (GO): monosaccharide transmembrane transport
Cellular component (GO): membrane
Molecular function (GO): hexose transmembrane transporter activity
Source: RefSeq, a predicted model, not a curated record